Molecule: messenger RNA, 1215 nt
Organism: Westerdykella ornata
Lineage: Eukaryota; Fungi; Ascomycota; Dothideomycetes; Pleosporales; Sporormiaceae
Product: dienelactone hydrolase family protein-like protein
Exons: 5
Coding region: 156-929 (257 amino acids)
Molecular function (GO): hydrolase activity
Source: RefSeq, a predicted model, not a curated record
CUCGAAUUCCUACUUUUCUCUUCCGACGCACGUCAGUUAGUUCAAAACGUGUUGUCCCUGCUAUCAUUGCCUCAGCGAGUGUCACCACAGCUACCAGGCCAGGCAUAUCACCAUCAAUUCGGUUUCCACCCAUUCCACAUCGCCGAAUCGCAAAGAUGUCCAUGGAAUCAACCCAGUCCAAAGCUUGCUGCAAUCUGCCAGCUAUUGUCGGCAAGGGGUACCAAGAAAAGGGUGAAUAUAUCACUGCGGAUGGCUUGAAGACUUACUUCACCGGCUCCAAAGACGCCAAACGAGGCAUCCUCGUCAUCUACGACAUCUUCGGCUUCUUCCCCCAGACGCUCCAGGGCGCCGACAUCCUCGCCCAUUCCGACAAGGAGCGGCCCUACCAAGUCUUCAUGCCCGACUUCUUCGAGGGCGAGCCCGCAGACAUCUCCUGGUACCCGCCCGACAACAAGGACAAGGAGCACAAGCUGGGUGCUUUCUUCAAGACCAAGGCUGCGCCGCCGAGGACGCUGGAGAAGAUCCCCAAGAUUGUGAAGGAAUUGAGCGAGAAGCAUGGGGUGGAGACGUGGGCCAUUUUGGGGUACUGCUGGGGUGGAAAGAUCGUCAACCUCUCCUCCAUGCAAGGAACCCCAUUCAAAGCGGCCGCAGCCUGCCACCCCGCCAUGGUCGCCGCUGCUGAUGCCCCCGGAGUCACCAUCCCCUACAUCAUGCUUCCCUCCAAGGACGAGUCCAAAGACGAAGUCGCCGCCUGGGAGAAGGGCCUCAAAGUUCCCCACCAGGUAGAAUGGUUCCCAGACCAGAUCCACGGUUGGAUGGCUGCCAGGGGUGACCUGGAGGAUGACAAGGUCAGGAAGGGGUACGAGCGUGGAUACAAGCUGGUGCUGGAUUUCUUCCACAAGCACAUGGACUCUGCCUCUAAACUCUAACACACAAGUACACCUUAGUGUUAAUUGUACUAGUGGAGCUAUGUAGCAAUGGACUGCCAACGCCAAUGCAGAAUAGCCGAGAAACCCCAACAAUACUAACUGACCAUCCCCUGCACUUCAAUGCCGUGUACUUGAGUAGAGGAGGAAUCACGAGUCAGAAUCUGUGUAUGGUAAAACGGGUGAGUAAUACACUACCAUUGAGACAAGUACGAGGCUAUAUACAGGAAAGGGUAUCUCAUGCGGCAAAGUGCGCAGAAAACAUAACUCGUCAUACUGACUGGCGGAC